AUGUACUAUCACGAGGAACUGGCUUUCACAAUAACAAUAAAUAAAGGGAAGUGCGCCGGGAAAGCAACCGGAGAUGCUGGUUCAAUUCCUGCUUGUGAAUCAAAGAAAACAAAAAGGGGAGGCUCACCGACCGGAAGUGAGGAGCCAGAAAGCAUCGAUUUCCAGGUCUAUCUAUUAGACGUUAUUUUACCGAUGCGAGUGCCGAGUUGUUUCGAGUAUCCGAAUCCUUCUAUUACAUGCCAAUCCCAGAGACUCGAGGGGCCUAAGGCUAUUCCUUACCUAAAAGAGAAGCAAUUCCUAAAGAAAAGAAAAGAGAAGAUAGAUAUAGCCCGGGAGGGCAGAAGCAAAUGCACUUUUGUAACAGAAGUCUCAAGAGAAGAAAUUACACUUAAUGGGCUUCCGGUACUCCUCUCUCCACUCCAAAAGGGACGAAGUGACUCUCUAAUUGGAGAAGAUUUGAUAAAGCGACCAAUGGCUAGCCGGAUAAGAUCUUUUAUUUGA
Messenger RNA from Prunus armeniaca (apricot), 501 nucleotides. NCBI's taxonomy places the organism in Eukaryota, Viridiplantae, Streptophyta, Magnoliopsida, Rosales, Rosaceae. The record is from the annotation of a GenBank genome assembly.